Seriola dumerili (greater amberjack) is the source of this 1554-nucleotide messenger RNA. RefSeq names its product protein disulfide-isomerase-like. The transcript is spliced from 11 exons. Gene Ontology annotation, biological process: protein folding; response to endoplasmic reticulum stress. Gene Ontology annotation, cellular component: endoplasmic reticulum. NCBI's taxonomy places the organism in Eukaryota, Metazoa, Chordata, Actinopteri, Carangiformes, Carangidae. The record is from RefSeq and is a predicted model, not a curated record. The coding region runs from base 1 to 1554 and encodes 517 amino acids.
AUGAGGAGACUGUUGCUGCUGGGGGUGACGGCCUUCUGUCUCUGUGUGUUUGUCGCCGCUGACACACAGCAAAACCGACAGGGAGAAAAAUCUCUCCCCGAGAAAGAUGGAGUUUUGCAGCUGAAAAAGGGAAAUUUCAACAGGGCACUGAGAAAAUACAAGCAGCUCCUGGUGCAUUUCUAUGCUCCUCUCUCUGGAGAAGGUUAUCGUGUAUCAGCAGCUUUCGAAGGUGCUGCUGCAAAGCUUCAGGAGUCAGAGGUCAAACUGGCAGUCGUUGAUGUCACAAAGGAAAAGGACCUGGCUAAAGAUCUCAAUGCCACAGGUCCCCCGACAAUCAGGCUGUACCUCGCUGGAGAUAAACAAAACCCUGUACCCUGCCCUGUUCCUCAGAGCUCAGCCUCCAUCUUGACCUGGCUGAAGAGGCGGGCAGGGUCUGCCGCUGAUCUCAUCACAGAUCUUAGCCAAUCAGAAGCCUCAGAUGAGCUGACAGUGGUUGGAUUUUUUAAGGAGCUGGACCAAGAGUAUGCCCAGAUGUUCUACUCUGCAGCCGUCGACCUACCUGACGUUAACUUCGUUGUGACACAGAACAAUGAAGUUAUCAGUAAAUAUGGCCUCACACAUGAUGUUGUCCUGCUGCUCAAAAAGUCUAAACUCAUCCAGGCUUAUAAAAUGAUGCCUCAGACAUCUAAAGAGGAGCUGAUCGUCUUUAUCACUGUCUACCAGAUGGACCCAGCCACUGAGUACACCGGAAAGACAGCCACUCAGAUCUUAACCUCACCUGUGUUAAACCACGCCCUCCUGUUUGUUAACAAAAGCUCUGCAGACUUCGAAGAGAUCCACUCUGCCUUUAACAAUGCUGCAGAGGCAUUCAGAUUGAAGAUUUUGUUUGUGUGGGUGAACGUGGAUGAGCCUCGUAAUGGCAGGCUGAUGGAAUACUUCCGAGUACGAGAUUUUGAGGCUCCUCUCAUCCGAUUGGUCAACCUGACAGACCAUGUGACCUAUCACCUGCCCUCUGACACUCUGGAUGUAGGGAUCAUAAAACAAUUCUGUCAGUCCUACCUGGAGGGCAAAGCUAAGCCUAAGAUGCAGAGUGAGCCGAUACCUGAGGGAUGGGACAAAAAGCUGGUGAAGGAGCUGGUGGGAAUGACUCUGGAGAAAGUUGCCUUUAACCCCGACAAGACAGUUUUUGUCCUGUUCUAUCUGCCCUACAGUCAAGAGUCCCGUGCUCUGUUCCCGCUGUGGGAGGAACUGGCCGAGGCCUUAAAGGAGCGAGGGGACGUGGUUGUCGCUCGCAUCGAUGCCUCAGCCAAUGACAUUAACAUGUCGAUGAAGGGAUCUUACCCAUCACUCUGCCUGUUUCCUGCUCUGUAUGCUGAAAGGAUGGUGGUUUACACUGGAAAAAGGAAGUUGAAGGACCUGGUAAAGUUUGUAGAUAAAGAGAUGGAAAAAGCCAAAAAAGACAGAGUUAAGGAGGAUGAAGACAGGAGGAACUACAUCGAGACCAUAAAAGCUGAAGAGGCCAAAAAAGCCAACCAAACCAAAGACGAGCUUUAA